AAUCUGUGCUCAUACUUGGGCACUAGUGCUAGUGGCAGCCCUGGUGGACACGUCAAAAUCGGGUAAACUUGACGUAAACAUGGACGGUCAACCGCUGGAGCCUACGCUGUAUACGGUCAAAGGAAUGGCCAUCCUUGACAACGAUGGCAACAGGAUACUGGCAAAGUACUACGACAAGAAUGUAUUUCCAACGUCGAAGGAGCAAAAGACUUUUGAGAAGAAUUUGUUCAGUAAAACGCACCGGGCAAACGCAGAGAUCAUUAUGUUGGACGGUCUGACUUGUGUCUACAGAAGUAACGUCGAUUUGUUCUUCUACGUCAUGGGCAGCUCGCAGGAAAAUGAAUUGAUCUUAAUGAGUGUCUUGAACUGCCUGUACGACUCAGUCAGUCAGAUCCUCAGGAAGAACGUAGAAAAGAGAGCGGUAUUGGACAGCUUGGACAUAGUGAUGUUGGCGAUGGAUGAGAUUUGCGAUGGCGGUAUAAUUUUGGAUGCGGACGCGUCAAGCGUGGUGCAGAGGGUGGCACUGCGAACGGAUGACAUUCCACUCGGGGAACAAACAGUGGCACAGGUAUUGCAAUCUGCCAAGGAACAGCUUAAGUGGUCAUUGUUAAAGUAAACUUUUUUUUAAAUAUGAUUUUGUUGUAUAGACACGUCUGCAAUAUACGCUACAUAAUAUUAUUGUACAAAAUAAGAGUUUAAUGAAGAUGUCUGCGUAGGGAAUCCAUUUACUGAUUUACUUUUUCAUCUGCGGAGUCGCAGUCCUUAAAAUAAAUUCUUAGAAAGCUGGAAACAUAAAAAUGUGUAGGAAUUUUGGAAAAUUCUCGAGGUAAUAAAUAGUGCAACUUUCUUGCGGA
This is a messenger RNA of Vollenhovia emeryi, 854 nucleotides long. RefSeq names its product coatomer subunit zeta-1 (gene zetaCOP). NCBI's taxonomy places the organism in Eukaryota, Metazoa, Arthropoda, Insecta, Hymenoptera, Formicidae. Gene Ontology annotation, biological process: retrograde vesicle-mediated transport, Golgi to endoplasmic reticulum; intra-Golgi vesicle-mediated transport; intracellular protein transport. The record is from RefSeq and is a predicted model, not a curated record. Bases 80 to 616 code for a protein of 178 amino acids. Gene Ontology annotation, cellular component: COPI vesicle coat. The transcript is spliced from 5 exons.